GACGCUUGUCAGGAGAUAUGGAGAAGCAAGAGCAGAUACAUUUAAUAGAACAUAAUAAUAAUAAAGCAGCGAUGGCGACAGCGACGUCUCCAGAGGAGAAGUUCUCCUGCUCCGUGUGUCUGGACCUCUUCACCGAGCCCGCAACCAUUCCGUGCGGACACAGCUUCUGUCUGGACUGUAUCGGGAGCUACUGGGACCUGAGUGACCAAACCGGCGUGUACAGCUGCCCCCAGUGCCGGGAGACUUUCACUCCCAGGCCCGUUCUGCGCAAAAGCAACGUCCUUAACGAGCUGGUGGAGGAAUUGAAGAAAACGAGAAGACUCGACUCGAAAAGGGAACCCCCCGCUCCCGCUCCUGUAUCUGCUGAGCUCGGAGACGUGCCUUGUGAUUUCUGCCCCAGCGAGAUAAAGCGCGGAGCGGUCAGGUCGUGUUUGACGUGCCGGGGCUCGUACUGCGAAGCGCACCUGCAGCCACACUACGAGACCGCGGGGUUGAAGAGGCACGCGCUGGUCCAGCCUCUCAGAGAUUUGGAGCAGAAGCUUUGCAAACAGCACCAGAGAUUGCUGGAGCUUUACUGUAGAACCGAUCAGAGCUGUAUCUGCAUGACGUGUGCUCUCAAAGAUCAUCAGAAUCAUGCUGCUAUCCUAGCAGAGGAGGGGAGAUCAGAGAAACAGAAUGAGCUGAGGGAGAGACAGGUGGAAAUAGAAAAUCUCAUUGAGGAGAGACUGAUAGAGCUGGAGAGACUGAAUCAGGCUGUGGAGUCUCUCAAGCUCUCAGCACACAAGGAAAGGGCUGAAAGUGAGCAGGUCCUGUCUGAGCUGAUCCGUUCCAUUGAGAGAAUCAGGACGGAGGUGGGAGAGCUGAUUGGAGCUAAAGAGAAGGCUGCAGUGAGUCGGGCCAACGAGCAAAGGGAACAACUAGAGCAGGAGAUCCAGGAGCUUAGAAAGAAGAAGGCUGAGAUGGAGCAGCUUUCUGAGACAGAGGAUCACAUCCACUUUCUGCAGAGUUUCCAGUCUGUCUGCACCCCUCCUACUGCUCAGCAGCUCUUUGAUAACAUAGACGACUCUUUCUGGACUCUGAGGGAAGCUGUGUCCCGACUCAAAGACGACCUCGAGGGAUUCUGGAAGGUGGAGUUGAUGAAAGCAACUAUAGCAGUUGACGUGACUCUGGACCGUGAUACAGCACACUCCUAUCUCAUCCUGUCUGAGGAUGGAAAACAAGUCAGAUGUGGAGAUAAACCACAGCCUCUCCCUGACAAUCCAAAGAGAUUUGAUAAGAAGAGUUAUGUCUUGGGCAGGGAGGGAUUCACCUCAGGGAGACACUACUGGGAGGUGGAGGUGGGGGAGAAGAUACGCUGGGUACUAGGAGUCACCAGAGAGUCUUCUCAGAGGAAGGGGGGCAUCACUGAGAAACCCCAGCAGGGAUUCUGGGUUAUUUGGUGGAAUGAAGAAAAUAAUCUGUUCAGUGCCGUCAGGGCCCCCCGGACCCCCCUCCCCCUGAGCCCGAAGCCCCGGAAGCUGGGGGUGUAUCUGGAUUAUGAGGGAGGGCAUCUCUCCUUUUACAAUGUGGAGACCAGAUCUCACAUCUACACUUUCACUGACACCUUCACUGAGAAACUCUAUCCAUUGUUUUCUCCUGGUCUUUAUUCCUCUGGUAAGAACGCAGCUCCACUGAUCAUCUGCCCGCAUACCUACACAGAUUAAUACAGAUUACUAGCACGAGGAACAUGGUCACAGGCUCCCCUUUUCUUGUGUUGAAGAGAUUUUGGUCCCUUGUUUUUAUCCUUUUAUUUUGAGAAAUGCAAAUAUUUUAAAGAAAAAAUACAGUAGCUAAAUCUAAUCGGUGGGAAGGUAAUAUUUUAAAGCCUUAUUUAGCACAAGAAAAGCUGUGUUUAAAAAAAUAAUUUACUUCUUACUCAUUUUGUCCACCAGGUGUUGCUCCGUGUAAAAUGAAUAAUUUGACUCUUUUUUUUUUUUUAAAGAGACUUUAUGCAUGAAAUAAAUGUAAUUUACUGUACAGUACGACAGGGGACCCAUUUUUGUGUGACACCAGCCUUGUGUAGCCAGAGCUAUUGUCCCUCACCUUCCUGGAGUGCUAAAUUCAUCAAUCAAAAAAAAAACUUUUAAAGCAAUUUAUUCUAGUUUCUUUUAACAGCAUUUAUUCAAGAAUAGGGAUGUUCAGAGGUGACUGUAAUCUCCUUCUCUUAUUAAUACACGCUGUUUGUGCUUCAAUCAUUCUGAGUGCUUCUGGGUUCUGCAGCUCCUCCAAUAUCAAGUUCUUAUCAUUUUAAAUCUGCCUUUACCUGGCUGUGAGCUGCUGUGAUCUCGUCUGGAGAAUCCUAACAGCCGGGCGCUGGACUGCUGUCCUCACUCCAUUCAAGUCUAUAUAAAUGUAUAGUGGGCGGGGCUGGCAGAGUUGAAAGGUCACACUGUCACAUGAUGUGAAUGGAACACGCAAUGGCAGUUAGGAUUCUCCAGACCAGCUCCCAGCAGAUCACAGCCAGGUAAAGACAGAUUGCAUUGUCGUUCUCCAGUGUUGUACACUUCCCACGAAGGAUGAUGUGGGAUGGAAAGACUUUGUGGACUUUUUUUUACAUUUUUACAGGACUGAAUGCAGAACACGGCUUCAGCUGUUUUCUCCCUGAUAGAUACAUGCUUGAAUACUUUGCUGCAUUUCCCAGUAGAUGUGUUCAAUCUAUGAAGUGAUGCUAUAUCUAUACACACAGUGCUUUAUAUAGCACUGGAUUGACUUGGGUUGGGGCAGCUAUUGAUAUCUUGUAAUAUUGAUAGAUUAUUGAUAUUGUGAACAUAGAAUCAAAUCUAAUUUUAAAUAAGAUAAUAUUGUGUGAUUAUAAAUGAAAAUGAAGUCUAAAGGAUGGGUGUUUUGAAAUAUUUGUAUUGUGUUUUAAUAGCAUUGCUUGCGCUUUGUGAUGCUGAAUAUUUGAAUAGCGGGUUUUCAAUGAUUGUCUCGUUAAUGAGCUCAUUGAGGUCACGUGGUAAGGUGUGUAAUGGUGAGGGGGCGUGUCUAUUCACGACAGACUGGCGAAGACGGUCUGGACAAAACGUGGCUUUGUUUUUAACUGUGUUCUUUUUAAAUAGUACUUAAUAAAGAAUGGGAAUUUGA
Molecule: messenger RNA, 3123 nt
Organism: Acipenser ruthenus (sterlet)
Lineage: Eukaryota; Metazoa; Chordata; Actinopteri; Acipenseriformes; Acipenseridae
Product: E3 ubiquitin-protein ligase TRIM39-like
Exons: 7
Coding region: 18-1703 (561 amino acids)
Molecular function (GO): zinc ion binding; protein binding
Source: RefSeq, a predicted model, not a curated record